AUGAUUUCACAUAGGUAUGGAAAAAGACUACAAGAGAAAGCAAACAUGAUACUGCAUAAAAUAUACAAUUGGAGCAAACAGAAUAAACUUGACAUCAAUUAUGAUAAGUGUGAGAAUAUGGUUCUCUCAAAAGGAAAACAACUUCAAAAGGCUUUCAAAAUAACCAUUAAUGGAAAUAGGAUUAAAAAUGUUAACGUGAUGAAAUAUUUAGGAGUAAUGAUUGAUUGUAGCUUAACCUGGACUAAACAUUUAGAUUACAUCGCAAGUAAAAUAAGCAAAACAAUGAAUGCCAUGUUAAGUAUUGCUCACAAGGAGUGGGGCCUCAGUGGGAAAGCAAUUACAAUGCUAAAUAAAGCAUGCAUCGAACCAGCUAUUUUAUAUGGUGCUCCGUUUUGGGGCGAAAAAAUUGACAAUAUUAACUUCAAACGUAAGAUUCAAUCCAUACAACGACCGAUACUCAUCAGAAUGUGUAGAGCAUAUAGGACAACGUCCAACGCGGCAUUGCAAGUAUUAGCAGGGUGUACUCCAUUAUACCUGAAAGUUAAAAUGCUAACAUGGACAUGGACAUUCAACAAUAUACAGAUUACAAAAGAAGGCCUCAACAAUCUUACGAAGUAUGCGGAUAUCGGUUGCCUCCCUAAUCUGGAUUAUAAUUUUUUACAGACCUUUGUCAAUAAUGGAAUAAUCAAAGAGAAAUCUAAAUACGUUCACCCAACAAAUAACUACAAGGCUGACAUCACUGAUAUUAAUGCAGAACCAUACCCUACUAACUUUAUCUUUACGGAUGGUUCCAAAAACAACAGAAAUGUAGGAGCAUCUUUUAUUCAUUUUAAACAUGGCAAUGCAAACUUCAAACAUGAAGCCGGCUUUAAACUAGCCAGCUAUUGCUCUGUUCCUGAUGCCGAAUUGUACGCUAUAUUUCAAGCUAUCUCUUACAUUUACACAUUGAAAGACUACAAAGGACAUCUACGUAUAUGUACGGAUAGCCAAACCUCACUUCGUCGUAUCAACAGUGACUAUUUUGAUUGCGAUAUGAUAAAUAACAUCCGGAAUAAGUUGAAGAAUAUACACAACUAUAAAAUCAGCUUCGCUUGGGUUAAAGGCCACAGCGGGGUGCAGGGAAAUGAAGAAGCAGAUAGACUAGCGAAAAAGCAUGCUAAUGAGAAUGGUGAGAUCAUCUAUACUGCUCUUACCAAGAAAAACAUCAAGGAUCUGAUUCAACAAACUGCCCUUCAGCUGUGGCAAGUGGAUUGGGAAAAUGGUGAUACAGGAAGAAUCACCUUUAAAUUUUUCCCAUGUAUUCAACAGCGCCUUGCCAUGAAACAUUUGAAUAUUGGUUACAUCAUGACACAGACAUUCACCGGACAUGGGAAUCUGAAGCACUACCUUCAUCGAUUCGGUCUUUCCGACGAAGAAACAUGCAGUUGCGAUGGUGCAUCGGUCCAAGAUGUCGAUCACUUGAUCUUCUACUGCAGCAACUAUAACAGAGAAAGAAGCUCUUUAAUUCAACAAACAUUGCAACACGGGUUCAAUUGGCCAUGCGAACUACACCAUCUCGUAACUGAAAAAGAACUCUUUUAUGAACUUCAAACUUUUAUUAAGAAGACUAAAGCGCUUGAGACGAACUUUAAAAGAACACAUUAG
Messenger RNA from Centruroides sculpturatus (bark scorpion), 1644 nucleotides. RefSeq lists its product as uncharacterized. The coding region runs from base 1 to 1644 and encodes 547 amino acids. The transcript has a single exon. Gene Ontology annotation, molecular function: nucleic acid binding; RNA-DNA hybrid ribonuclease activity. Lineage: Eukaryota; Metazoa; Arthropoda; Arachnida; Scorpiones; Buthidae. The record is from RefSeq and is a predicted model, not a curated record.